AUGCGAUUCUCGAGAUCUUUGAAAUCAUCAACUCAAUCCCUCCCAAGCCCCAAUGGCGCAUACCUCGCAACCAUUUUCCCCUCCCAACUCAGCAUUCGAGAAACGCGAUCCCUAGAAAUCCAACGCGUUAUCUCUCUCCCGCCAGAUCUCGCCGUAUCAUGGUUCCUGUGGUCCGAAUCCUCGAAUCGGAUACUCGUCGCUUCUGCAGAGAUCAUACGAGUCUAUUCUCUCACCAACGCGAAAUUCGCUGCCAAUAUCACGAAUGCGGGGACCACGAAAGUAACUUUGGUUACUUUUGGAGCUGGGGAUGAUGAGGUUUUGGUGUUCUCGGAAUAUGGGCUGAAAGUCUCGGUUUAUAAUCUUUCGACGGCGAAAGCUGUGGAUAUCAAUGCGCCGAAAUUCUAUAAUGCUGGUGUGGCGGCGAGGGGAUAUUCGUAUCGACCGCAGACUUCACAUCUAGCGCUUCUGACGAGGAGUGGUGGGAAGGAUGUGGUUAGCAUACAUACUCCUGGGACGCUGGAUGUUCUAAGGUCAUGGAUUCCUCAGAGUGUUGAUGCGCAGGGACUGUAUUGGAGUUCAGACGGGAGAUGGCUUGUACUUUGGGAGUCGGCGUCGCAAGGACAUAGACUGUUUGUCUAUACGGCGGAUGGACAUUUGUUUAAGACUUGGAAUGGGCCUAUGUCCGCGGACGAUGAUAUUGCUCUAGGAGCUGGGAUCAAGAUUUUCGAAUGGAGUGGGAAUGGUGCAUAUAUUGCUUUGGGAGAUUACAGCGCGAGAGUUACUUUACUCUCUGCUCCCUCGUUCUCCGAAUCUAUGAGCUUGGUUCAUCCAGCUGCUGUCAAACCGGCAGAAUCUCUGCAGAUUUGGCAAGAACAAAUCGUCCCUGGAGGAUUCGACCGCGAAUUCAUACAAGCCACACAAUCCAUCUGCCCUCCCACCAUAGCAUCUCCCGCCAACACAGAGACGAAGACUGGCACCAAUCUCCUGAUGUUCGACAACUCUGGAACAUUAUUGGGAACACGGACAGAGAACAUGCCGACCACGAUUUGGAUCUGGGACAUCGGCAGCACACGUACACUGAGAUCUGUAAUCAUCCUCCAUGCUCCCAUCGCGAAAGCGACCUGGCACCCCACCAUCGACGAGCUCCUCAUGAUCAGGUGUGAAGGCGAUCGCGGCCUUGUCCAUCUCUGGGACCCAUCCUGGGAAAGUCCCAAGGUCAUCGAUUUCGCCAAACAGAUCCCAGGUGGAAAACUACUAGGAAAAACAGCCGUGCGAUGGUUGAAUGCUUCGCAACCUGCUAUCUUCUUCAGUGAUUCUCAAGAUUGUAUUCUAGCUUCACUUUCUGAGGACGAGAGUGAGGUUCCGUGGCGGGAUGCUGAGGUUAGGGGAUUUGAUAUUUAUGGACAGAGGGAGGAGAGUCCGUUGCAGCUUGUGCCGGCGGAUGAGAAGGGUGGGAAAGGAAAGGUUUCUAUUGCUGAUUUGAUUGAUGAGGAGAGUGAGGAAGGGGGGAUGAUGAUGAGUGGAGGGAGUGAUGAGGUGGAUGAUACGUUUCAGUUUAGGAAGUUUGUUGAUUGA
Messenger RNA from Mollisia scopiformis, 1575 nucleotides. RefSeq lists its product as uncharacterized. Gene Ontology annotation, molecular function: protein binding. Gene Ontology annotation, biological process: mitotic sister chromatid segregation; protein localization to mitotic spindle pole body; microtubule anchoring at mitotic spindle pole body. NCBI's taxonomy places the organism in Eukaryota, Fungi, Ascomycota, Leotiomycetes, Helotiales, Mollisiaceae. Gene Ontology annotation, cellular component: mitotic spindle; MWP complex; microtubule organizing center. The transcript has 3 exons. The record is from RefSeq and is a predicted model, not a curated record. Bases 1 to 1575 code for a protein of 524 amino acids.